GUCCCAGUAGAAGACUAGAAGAGCUGACUGAACGAGGCAGUGGUCAUUACCAAGGCUGUCAUCAUGGGGGACUGGUCCUUCCUGUCUGCAUUGUUGGACAAGGUGCAGUUACACUCCACUAUUGUGGGGAAAGUCUGGAUGAGUGUUCUUUUCCUCUUCAGGAUCUUCAUCCUAGCUGCUGGCGUGGAUACAAUAUGGGGAGAUGAACAAGCAAACAUGGACUGUAACACCAAAAGCCCUGGCUGCAAGAAUGCCUGCUACGAUCGAUCCUUCCCCAUGUCUCACACACGCUUCUGGGUCAUCCAGAUCCUCAUCGUUUCCACUCCGACACUCAUGUACCUGGGCCACGUCCUGCUGGUGAUUCGCAGAGAGAACAAGCUGAGGAGACGCCAAGAGCAGAAACUCUGUAAAAACGGGAUGGUUAAAGCUCCAAAGUAUUCAGACGAUCAUGGCAAAGUCCAGCUCAAGGGCGUCCUGCUGGCCAGCUACAUGAUCCAGCUGCUCUCCAAGGUCCUGCUUGAAGUGGGAUUCAUCGUAGGCCAGUACUACCUCUAUGGCUUCAUAUUCAUGCCCAGUAAGAUUACAUUUUCUGACUACCCCUGUCGAGCCCCAGUGGACUGCUUCAUAAGUCGCCCCACAGAGAAAACCAUCUUUAUUGUCUUUAUGUUGGCAAUGUCCGUCUUCUCUGUGGUCCUCAACAUCAUGGAGAUGUUCCACCUGAUGAUCUCAAAAAUGAUCAGCAGGAAAAGGAAGAACAGCAGUUCAGAGAUAUACUCUCUUGACAAACCUAACCACAAUUCAGCUGAGGGAGUUACAUACUGUUGAAGGACUGUGAACACACAGACAUACCUGUCAGUCUGCCAGGGACCUUGCCUCUCCCUUUGCUUCAAGGUUGUUUGACAUAAAUAUUGAGUUAAGUCACAUCCAGUUUUUUAUUACAUGUAUUUAGUGUACCAACAGUUAUACAUUGUAUAUUUUACUUUUUACUUCAAGCUUUGCAUGAAUCCGGUCUGUGGCAAGUAGCAGAGGAGAUUAUAUUCAACCUUGUCGAUUAAAAUUGCACACAUGUGGUCAAUGUGAACAUGACAUUAUCUGGUCCAAGAGUACUGAAUGUGGAGUUGUGCUUGAGUGAGACCUCUGAGUUUUCAGUUAAAGCUGGGGAGUCUGAUGUGUUUGUAUUUUCUAUCUUGAAUGUGAUUUUGAUCAAUUUCUAUCUGUUAAGUUCAUGGCUAUAUCCAACCUUAGGAUAGAAUUUCUAGUAAGGAUGACCACAUUCUUUGGUCAUCUUGACCCAGCUGGCUACCAGUGUCAUUUGAUGUUGAUUUUGACGUCAGGUGACCAAAAUUCAAUGUCAUGACAACGUCUAAUGCAUACAUCAAUUCCGCGUAGAAUAUUAACAACAGAUGACAUUGACAUUUUGUUGGUUUUAAGAGUUGUUGUUAAGUAACCAAAUUCCAGUGUCUUCCAAAUGUUUCAUGCAAACAGCACCUUGACAUACGAGAACAACACUUACUCACAAGGUAUGGAAACCAAGACCCAAGGUUUGCAAAACAUCAUAAUGUUAACAACCACACAACAUGAAAUUCUAAUGUCAUUAGAUAUUUAAAAUAUCGCCAACCAAAUUGUCACUCCGCUCAAAAUUUCAUAGUGUGUCUGAAGCUCUGGUUCAGGAUCACUUUGACUCUGGUAAUUUUAAAACUUCAUCCAUAUAUACAUGUUGAGCCUGGACAUUUUAGGAAGCUUAGUUGGCUAACAGUUGAGAAGAAGCUCAACCUUAGGAUGUUGAUUUCUUACAUAAAAAAAGAAAACAGUGUUAAUCUGGACAUACACUGUAUGAUUUGAGACCAUUUCUGACCCCGUUUUUGAGUGGAACCACUCAUUUUAGAGUCAGACCAAAUUUCAGCUUUUUCAGGAGUGGUUUGCCAUGCUGUAUACAGGGAGAAGGGAGGACUGAUCAUGUGAUCCUGAUUAAGUGUCGUCCAGAUUAUCUAUCACACUAUCGCAAUCAAUAUGAAUGAGAGAAAAGUUGGCAGGAAAUAAUCACUGAUGUUCAGCUACCUAGUAAUAUUUUCUGUACUGUUCAAAUUAAGUUUUACCUGCCUUGGAGCUUUCAAAUUAAUCUUUAUUUACAAUUUUCAAUAGACAGAACGGUCUGCAGGGGGCCGACAGGCCAUUGUAUUUUCUGCUUUACUUGUACGGUGUAAGCACUGGCUUGACGAUCAAACCGUAGAGUGUGAAAACAUGAAUGGUGAACUUUGGCUUUACAACACAGACAAUUUACUCAUACAGUGGGAGUUAAACAUUUAUAAAAUCAAACAGUGUAUUCUCUGCUUUAGUGUAUUUUGGGGAUUUUCACUGAAUAAAGACACAUAGCUAUUCAACAAGAAGUAGUACAACACAUUUUAUGUUGUUCCAUUUUAAGAGUUUCAUUGGUGAAAUCACAUUUCUUUAGUGUACUGCUGUACAGUAGUCCCAGUUAAACGCCUUGUCCCUUUUACUAGCCAGGUGUGGCCACACAGUUUGACAAAUGCCUGUUUCAAUUAGACGCCUGGUCUGGUUGCCAAGCAGUUCAUUUUUAAGAAGUUCUUGCUGUUUAGAUUGUGCAUUCAAAUAUAAAUCUUUAAACAUGGCCAAUAUGGAGAUGCUUCACAUAGAUUCUCCACAAUUCAAUUAUUCACUUCAUUUUACUGAAAGCAUAAGCAGCAAAGAAUAAUUCAUUGAGAUUUACUGGCCUGGUAAAUGAGGGAAGAAGUAGUGUACAGUACAGAGGCUGGGCAUCUGAUUUAAUACUAGGGAUGAAUCAAAGCCAAAAUACAUUAUCCCACGCUUUAUACUGCUGUUUACCUCAGACAUCAGUCACAGUUAUGAUAUCUAUAUUAACUGUAAAUCACUUAAGUAUGAACAGAAGGUUUGUGGCUCGGGAGUGUCCAACAGGAGUCACAUGGAGACAGUCACAGGCCAUAUGAGCCUUGUAAGUUAAAGAGAAUAACUUACACACCAAAAUCUGCAGUACAGUAAGAUCAAAUUUCACUCACAAUAUAACUUCCAGUGGGUACAGUGAUGCUGGGUCGUGGAUGCUGUCCUGCUGUCUUGUAGUGGAGACUGGAUUAAAUCGGGGAGGUGACUGUUAAAAAAUACACAGUACUGUUCUGUAAAUAACAAAAUUAUCAAAAGCAAUUGCAAUAUGUAUCUAAUAUACGUAAAGUAUUGGUCACAGUGUAAAUUCACCAACAUGAGUAUUUAGUUAAAACACUCAGAAAGAUCUGACCUGGAAUCAGUCAUGUAGCCUGGACCUGGACUUUACUUGACCUGCCUGUUUUUCAUUUAUAAAAUAAAAACUUAAUGGUAAUGUCUGUUAACAUUGAAA
Epinephelus lanceolatus (giant grouper) is the source of this 3367-nucleotide messenger RNA. RefSeq names its product gap junction Cx32.2 protein-like. Gene Ontology annotation, molecular function: gap junction channel activity. Gene Ontology annotation, cellular component: connexin complex. The record is from RefSeq and is a predicted model, not a curated record. Gene Ontology annotation, biological process: cell-cell signaling. Lineage: Eukaryota; Metazoa; Chordata; Actinopteri; Perciformes; Serranidae.